GGGUGGGGCGUUUGGGGGCUGGCGGGGCGCUUGGGGCUGCGAUGACGGAACGAGGAUAUCUUUGCUGACUUUUGCGCCCCUUUUUUGAUUGCGCUGGAAAUCGCGAGAGUCGAGUCACCUUGUUCCUGGAUUUACAGUUAUUGAAAGCAUUACUUACUUCAACAGACUAAUCGCAGCCUCUCGAACAUCAUGACGACCGAGUUCCCAGUCAAGAAGUGCGGCGUGCUCGGCGCGACCGGCUCGGUGGGCCAGCGCUUCAUCCUGCUGCUCCAGCAGCACCCAUCCUUCGUGCUGACGGCCGUGGGCGCGUCGUCGCGGUCGGUGGGCAGGCGGUACCGCGACGCGGCGCGCUGGAAGCAGUCGGCGCCCAUGUCGGCGACGGUCGGCGACCUCGUCGUGCGCGAGUGCCGGCCCGACCUCUUCGCCGACUGCGACAUCGUCUUCUCUGGGCUCGACUCGGACGUGGCCGGCGAGGUCGAGAUGGACUUUUUGCGCGCCGACCUGGCCGUCUUCUCAAACGCCAAGAACCACCGGCGCGACCCGGUCGUGCCGCUCGUGGUGCCGACGGUCAACCUGCCGCACCUGUCGCUGAUCCCGCACCAGCGCCGGCUGCACAACCUGACCAGGGGUUUCCUGGUGUGCAACAGCAACUGCGCCGUCAUCGGGCUCGUCAUCCCCUUCGCGGCGCUGCAGGCGCGCUUCGGCCCCGUCGACUGCGCCUCGGUCGUGACCAUGCAGGCCGUCUCGGGCGCGGGCUACCCGGGCGUGGCGUCCAUGGACGUCAUCGACAACGUGGUGCCCUUCAUCAAGGGGGAGGAGGACAAGCUCGAGACGGAGGCGCGCAAGAUCCUGGGCGGCGUGGCCGCCGACGGGACCGCCUUCGUCGAGCAGUCGGCCCUGAGGGUCAGCGCCGCCUGCAACCGCGUGCCCGUGCUCGAUGGCCACACGGCCUGCGUCUCGCUCCGCUUCGCAAACAGGCCCGCGCCCGCCGCGGCAGAGGUCAAGGCCGCGCUCGCGUCGUACGUGUCCGAGGCCGAGUCGCUCGGCUGCCCGUCGGCGCCCUCGCCCUCCAUCCUGGUGCACGACGAGGACGACAGGCCCCAGCCCCGCCUGGACCGCGACCUGUCCGGGGGUUACACGGUCAGCGUCGGCCGCGUGCGCGAGGACGAGAGCGGCAUAUUCGACAUCAAGUUUGUGGCGCUGAGCCACAAUACCGUCAUUGGAGCAGCAGGAUCCUCGAUCCUGAAUGCCGAAGCGGCUGUCCUCAAGGGCUACCUGUGAUCCAGCUGGCUGGGAGAGGGUGUGUGGACCGCAUCAACUUUUAGAGUUCGAAAGAGGGGUAAAAAAUAGGGGGAGGGGUAUGUAGGGAGGAUCUAACGGGCUCGAUCAAAAUGGUAUGAUUUUCUCUAGCUGUUUUCUCUGGAACGUAUUCGGGUGGUGUCACAAUGGGUUUGGUGGCGGUUGCAUACUUGUUUAUAGAGGGUGUCAAACAAGACCAAAAAGAAGGCGUAUUAUGGACACCCAAUACUCUCUCUGUGCCUGUGUGGUGUGUGUCUUGCCGGGCCCGGGGUGACUCGAGACCAUGUGUGAUAUCGACCGCCCCAACACCCGAGAAGCGGUU
Gaeumannomyces tritici R3-111a-1 is the source of this 1621-nucleotide messenger RNA. RefSeq names its product aspartate-semialdehyde dehydrogenase. NCBI's taxonomy places the organism in Eukaryota, Fungi, Ascomycota, Sordariomycetes, Magnaporthales, Magnaporthaceae. The record is from RefSeq and is a predicted model, not a curated record. Gene Ontology annotation, molecular function: aspartate-semialdehyde dehydrogenase (NADP+) activity; protein dimerization activity; NAD binding. The coding region runs from base 190 to 1281 and encodes 363 amino acids. Gene Ontology annotation, biological process: L-threonine biosynthetic process. The transcript has 3 exons.